AUGUUGGAUACAUCGGUCUCGAGAGAAGGGCAUUGCAUCUAUAGAGUUCCUGUCUAUCUACGAUGCAAAAGCAAAGAUGUCUACACCUUCAGUAAUAUCCAUAGGCCCACUCCAUCAUGGCAAUGGAGACUUAAAACCGAUGGAAGAACUCAAAAGCAGCUACCUGAAAAAAAUUCCUGCAUAGGGUUGACGUACUCUUGGAGGUCUACAUUAACAAGAUAA
This is a messenger RNA of Prunus armeniaca (apricot), 222 nucleotides long. The record is from the annotation of a GenBank genome assembly. NCBI's taxonomy places the organism in Eukaryota, Viridiplantae, Streptophyta, Magnoliopsida, Rosales, Rosaceae.